Camellia sinensis is the source of this 774-nucleotide messenger RNA. The record is from RefSeq and is a predicted model, not a curated record. NCBI's taxonomy places the organism in Eukaryota, Viridiplantae, Streptophyta, Magnoliopsida, Ericales, Theaceae.
AUGGUUGGGUUCUUAAGCUCCAUCAUCAGGCAUCCAAGUGACGAAGCUUGAGAUUCAUGGAAGACUUGGUCUGAUCUGUCAUGCAAUUCUUGAGACCCAGCCGUAUAACGGGGAUUGGACUACUGGAAACCAGUAUCACAUGUUUGAUUUUUGCAAGAAAAGCAUAGAGUGUGUGAGGGAGUUUCUGAUUCAAUAUUGCGAAGAGCGUAAACAAGGUGGUUAUACCAUGCUGCAAGAUCCACUUUUGGUAUUCUAUGAAGCCUUGUGUGUGGGAUUGAAUGGGGAGGAUGACGAUCUGGACAUUGAUGAUUUCCUUCAACCAUCUGCGGCAGAUUUAGGAGGUGCACACCAAAUGAACCAACAACCAGCAGGGGGGCCUGGGAGAGCAGAAGUGAGACUUCCUAAGAGCUCUCUUGCAAUGCAGUGCAGAGGGAAAGAACAGGGAAGUUGACAGUGAAAGACUUGAUAGGCUACUUCCAUAUUCCUAUAGAAGAGGCAGCAAAGAAACUGAAUGUCUGCCCCACCGUCAUGAAGAAGAUCUGUCGCAAAUAUGGCUUAUCACGCUGGCCAUACAGAAAGAUAAGAAGUAUUGAGAGGCAAAUAUCAGAAAGAAGAGCAAGUUUGAGUGCGAGGGAUGCAGAAGAACGGGCACGUGCUCAAGCUGAUAUAGAGAGCCUUCAACAAACACUUGCCAGUUUCUUUUCUGCAUUCACUGAUUGAAUUGAACAUAUGUAUGUGUACAUAUCAUACUUGGAAAUUAAUUGAUAAAUGUAG